Piliocolobus tephrosceles (Ugandan red Colobus) is the source of this 12783-nucleotide messenger RNA. It is a transcript of the gene LRP1B, whose product is annotated as LDL receptor related protein 1B. The record is from RefSeq and is a predicted model, not a curated record. Bases 1 to 12783 code for a protein of 4260 amino acids. Gene Ontology annotation, cellular component: plasma membrane; apical plasma membrane; signaling receptor complex. The transcript has 84 exons. Gene Ontology annotation, molecular function: protein binding; hormone binding; calcium ion binding. Gene Ontology annotation, biological process: receptor-mediated endocytosis. NCBI's taxonomy places the organism in Eukaryota, Metazoa, Chordata, Mammalia, Primates, Cercopithecidae.
AUGGAAGUUUACUAUCACUUCUGCCGUCUAGUAGCAGAAGUUGUCACCUUGGAAGUCAUGGCAAAAAGAAAAAAAAAAGAAAAAAGAAAAUACUGUGAUAUUGGGUAUCCAACUCACAUAGAGACGCGAAGUCCCAAUCAGCAGUUGUGUGAUCCUGGUGAAUUUCUUUGCCACGAUCAUGUGACUUGUGUCUCCCAGAGAUGGCUGUGUGAUGGGGACCCUGACUGCCCUGAUGAUUCAGACGAGUCUUUAGAUACCUGUCCUGAGGAGGUAGAAAUCAAGUGCCCCUUGAAUCACAUUGCUUGCCUUGGUACCAACAAAUGUGUUCAUUUAUCCCAGCUGUGCAAUGGUGUCUUGGACUGCCCAGACGGGUAUGACGAAGGAGUACAUUGUCAGGAACUGUUAUCCAAUUGCCAACAGUUGAAUUGUCAGUAUAAAUGUACAAUGGUCAGAAAUAGUACAAGAUGUUACUGUGAGGAUGGAUUCGAAAUAAAAGAAGAUGGGAGAAACUGUAAAGAUCAAGAUGAAUGUGCUGUUUAUGGUACAUGCAGCCAGACCUGCAGAAAUACACAUGGAUCCUACACUUGCAGUUGUGUGGAAGGCUACCUAAUGCAGUCAGACAACAGGUCUUGCAAAGCUAAAAUUGAACCUACAGAUAGACCACCUAUACUAUUAAUCACAAAUUUUGCAACAAUUGAAAUUUUCUAUCUUAAUGGAAGUAAAAUGGCAACUCUAAGCUCAGUCAAUGGAAAUGAAAUUCAUGCUCUGGAUUUUAUUUAUAAUGAAGACAUGAUUUGUUGGAUUGAAUCAAGAGAAUCUUCAAAUCAACUCAAAUGUAUGCAGAUAACAAAAGCAGGAGGAUUAACAGAUGAAUGGACAAUCAAUAUUCUUCAUUCCUUCCACAAUGUUCAACAAAUGGCGAUUGACUGGCUCACCCGAAAUCUCUAUUUUGUGGACCACGUCAGUGACCGGAUCUUUGUAUGUAAUUACAACGGUUCUGUAUGUAUCACCCUGAUUGAUCUGGAGCUUCACAAUCCUAAAGCAAUAGCAGUAGAUCCAGUAGCAGGAAAACUUUUCUUUACUGACUACGGGAAUGUCGCCAAAGUGGAGAGAUGUGACAUGGAUGGGAUGAACAGAACAAGGAUAAUUGAUUCAAAGACAGAGCAGCCAGCUGCACUGGCACUAGACCUAGUCAACAAAUUGGUUUACUGGGUAGAUCUGUACUUGGACUAUGUGGGAGUAGUGGACUAUCAAGGAAAAAAUAGACAUGCUAUCAUUCAAGGCAGACAAGUCAGACAUCUUUAUGGUAUAACUGUGUUCGAAGAUUAUUUGUAUGCGACCAAUUCUGAUAACUACAAUAUCAUAAGGAUAAACCGAUUUAAUGGCACUGAUAUUCACUCAUUAAUUAACAUGGAGAAUGCUCGGGGAAUCCGAAUUUAUCAGAAAAGAACUCAACCGACAGUCAGAAGCCAUGCAUGUGAAGUCGAUCCAUAUGGAAUGCCAGGGGGCUGUUCACACAUCUGUCUACUCAGCAGCAGUUACAAAACUCGGACCUGUCGCUGCAGGACUGGCUUCAACUUGGGAAGCGAUGGCAGGUCAUGCAAAAGACCAAAGAAUGAGUUGUUCCUCUUUUAUGGGAAAGGACGCCCAGGAAUUGUUAGAGGAAUGGACUUGAAUACCAAGAUAGCUGAUGAAUACAUGAUCCCCAUAGAAAAUCUGGUAAACCCUCGUGCUUUAGAUUUUCAUGCAGAAACCAAUUACAUCUACUUUGCUGACACCACCAGUUUCCUAAUUGGCCGGCAGAAGAUAGAUGGCACAGAACGAGAAACCAUCCUGAAAGAUGAUCUGGAUAAUGUAGAGGGCAUUGCUGUGGACUGGAUUGGAAAUAAUCUUUACUGGACCAACGAUGGCCAUAGGAAAACCAUUAAUGUGGCCAGGCUGGAAAAAGCUUCUCAGAGUCGGAAGACUCUUUUAGAGGGUGAAAUGUCUCAUCCCAGAGGAAUUGUGGUGGAUCCAAUUAAUGGUUGGAUGUAUUGGACAGACUGGGAGGAAGAUGAAAUAGAUGACAGCGUGGGAAGGAUUGAGAAGGCCUGGAUGGAUGGAUUCAAUCGGCAGAUUUUUGUGACUUCAAAGAUGCUGUGGCCAAAUGGUUUAACUCUGGACUUUCACACCAGCACAUUAUACUGGUGUGAUGCCUAUUACGAUCAUAUUGAAAAAGUGUUUUUGAAUGGAACUCACAGGAAGAUUGUUUACAGUGGGAGAGAACUGAACCACCCUUUUGGACUGUCGCAUCAUGGAAAUUAUGUGUUCUGGACAGAUUAUAUGAAUGGUUCCAUUUUUCAACUCGAUUUGAUAACGAGUGAGGUGACAUUGCUGAGGCAUGAAAGACCACCCCUAUUUGGGCUUCAGAUUUAUGAUCCACGAAAGCAACAAGGUGACAAUAUGUGCCGAGUAAAUAAUGGGGGCUGUAGUACGCUUUGCUUGGCUAUCCCAGGAGGCCGGGUGUGUGCUUGUGCUGAUAAUCAACUUUUGGAUGAAAAUGGGACAACUUGCACAUUUAACCCUGGAGAAGCACUACCUCGCAUAUGUAAAGCUGGAGAAUUUCGCUGCAAAAACAGACACUGUAUCCAAGCUCGGUGGAAAUGUGAUGGCGACGAUGAUUGCCUAGACGGAAGCGAUGAGGACUCAGUAAACUGUUUCAAUCAUAGCUGUCCUGAUGAUCAGUUUAAAUGCCUGAAUAAUCGCUGCAUCCCCAAGAGAUGGCUUUGUGAUGGAGCUAAUGACUGUGGGAGCAAUGAAGAUGAAUCCAAUCAAACUUGUGCAGCCAGAACAUGCCAGGUAGACCAGUUUUCUUGCGGAAAUGGGCGUUGCAUUCCCAGAGCAUGGCUGUGUGACAGGGAAGACGACUGUGGUGACCAGACAGAUGAAAUGGCAUCUUGUGAAUUCCCAACUUGUGAGCCACUAACACAAUUUGUAUGCAAAAGUGGAAGAUGCAUUAGCAGCAAAUGGCACUGCGACUCUGAUGACGACUGUGGGGACGGGAGUGAUGAGGUGGGCUGUGUUCACUCUUGCUUUGAUAAUCAGUUCAGAUGUUCCAGUGGCAGAUGCAUCCCAGGCCACUGGGCCUGUGAUGGUGACAAUGACUGUGGCGACUUCAGUGAUGAAGCCCAGAUCAAUUGUACCAAAGAAGAGAUUCAUUCUCCUGCUGGUUGUAAUGGAAAUGAAUUUCAAUGCCACCCUGAUGGUAACUGCAUUCCUGAUCUGUGGCGCUGUGAUGGAGAAAAAGAUUGUGAAGAUGGUAGUGAUGAAAAAGCUUGCAAUGGUACCAUGCGAUUGUGUGACCACAAAACCAAGUUUUCCUGUUGGAGUACAGGGAGAUGCAUCAACAAAGCAUGGGUGUGUGAUGGAGACAUUGAUUGUGAAGAUCAGUCAGAUGAAGAUGACUGUGACAGUUUCUUGUGUGGACCACCCAAAUAUCCUUGUGCUAAUGAUACCUCAGUCUGCCUGCAGCCAGAGAAACUCUGCAAUGGGAAAAAGGAUUGUCCUGAUGGCUCUGAUGAAGGCGAUCUCUGUGAUGAAUGUUCGCUGAACAAUGGGGGCUGUAGCAACCACUGUUCUGUUGUUCCUGGAAGAGGAAUUGUCUGUUCCUGCCCUGAAGGACUUCAACUCAACAAAGACAAUAAAACAUGUGAAAUUGUGGAUUACUGUAGCAACCAUCUAAAGUGCAGCCAAGUGUGUGAGCAGCACAAGCACACAGUUAAGUGCUCAUGUUAUGAAGGUUGGAAGCUGGAUGUAGAUGGUGAAAGUUGUACAAGUGUUGAUCCUUUUGAAGCAUUCAUCAUCUUUUCUAUUCGUCAUGAGAUUAGAAGGAUUGAUCUUCACAAAAGAGACUAUAGUCUACUUGUUCCUGGAUUGAGAAACACAAUAGCACUUGAUUUUCACUUCAAUCAAAGUUUACUUUAUUGGACAGAUGUUGUAGAAGACAGAAUAUACCGGGGAAAGCUUUCUGAAAGUGGAGGUGUCAGUGCCAUUGAAGUGGUUGUCGAACAUGGCCUGGCUACUCCAGAAGGCCUGACAGUCGACUGGAUAGCAGGAAACAUAUACUGGAUAGACAGCAAUCUGGACCAAAUCGAGGUGGCUAAGCUAGAUGGCUCCCUAAGAACUACACUAAUAGCAGGAGCCAUGGAACACCCCAGGGCCAUUGCUUUGGACCCAAGAUAUGGAAUUCUUUUCUGGACAGACUGGGAUGCAAAUUUUCCUCGCAUUGAAUCUGCCUCUAUGAGUGGUGCUGCAAGAAAAACCAUCUACAAAGACAUGAAAACUGGGGCUUGGCCUAAUGGACUAACUGUGGACCACUUUGAGAAAAGGAUAGUGUGGACAGAUGCCAGGUCAGAUGCUAUUUAUUCAGCCCUCUAUGAUGGAACAAACAUGAUAGAAAUCAUCCGAGGUCAUGAAUACCUUUCCCAUCCCUUUGCUGUGUCUCUAUAUGGGAGUGAAGUCUACUGGACAGACUGGAGGACCAACACAUUGUCCAAAGCCAAUAAGUGGACAGGGCAGAAUGUCAGUGUGAUUCAGAAAACCAGUGCACAGCCAUUUGACCUUCAGAUAUACCAUCCCAGUCGCCAACCACAGGCUCCCAAUCCUUGUGCAGCGAAUGACGGCAAAGGCCCCUGCUCUCACAUGUGUCUAAUCAAUCACAAUCGGAGCGCUGCAUGUGCAUGCCCCCACUUGAUGAAGCUUUCUUCAGACAAGAAGACCUGCUAUGAAAUGAAAAAAUUUCUUCUUUAUGCAAGACGUUCUGAAAUCAGAGGAGUGGAUAUUGACAAUCCAUAUUUUAACUUUAUCACGGCAUUUACAGUUCCUGAUAUUGACGAUGUUACUGUGAUAGACUUCGAUGCAUCUGAGGAACGUUUAUAUUGGACAGAUAUUAAAACACAAACCAUUAAACGAGCUUUUAUUAAUGGAACUGGGUUAGAAACUGUUAUUUCAAGAGAUAUUCAGAGUAUCAGAGGGCUAGCAGUGGAUUGGGUGUCACGUAAUUUAUACUGGAUUAGCUCAGAAUAUGAUGAAACGCAAAUUAAUGUGGCAAGGCUAGAUGGCUCUUUGAAAACCUCAAUUAUCCAUGGAAUCGAUAAGCCACAGUGUCUUGCAGCUCACCCAGUCAGGGGAAAACUCUACUGGACCGACGGAAACACAAUUAACAUGGCAAAUAUGGAUGGCCUUAAUAGCAAGAUUCUGUUUCAGAAUCAGAAGGAGCCAGUUGGUCUAUCGAUAGACUAUGUGGAAAACAAGCUUUAUUGGAUCAGUUCGGGGAAUGGAACCAUAAAUAGAUGCAACCUGGAUGGUGGUAAUUUAGAAGUAAUUGAGUCAAUGAAAGAAGAAUUAACAAAAGCUACAGCCCUAACCAUCAUGGAUAAGAAACUGUGGUGGGCAGACCAAAACUUAGCUCAGCUGGGAACCUGCAGCAAAAGAGACGGAAGAAACCCCACCAUCCUACGGAAUAAAACAUCUGGGGUAGUUCAUAUGAAAGUAUAUGAUAAAGAAGCACAGCAAGGCAGCAAUUCUUGCCAACUAAACAAUGGUGGAUGCUCUCAACUUUGUUUACCCACAUCUGAAACUACAAGGACGUGUAUGUGUACAGUGGGAUAUUAUCUCCAAAAGAACCGCAUGUCAUGUCAAGGUAUAGAAUCAUUUCUUAUGUACUCUGUUCAUGAAGGAAUCAGGGGAAUACCUCUUGAACCAAGUGACAAAAUGGAUGCUUUGAUGCCUAUAUCAGGAACUUCAUUUGCCGUGGGAAUAGAUUUCCAUGCAGAAAAUGAUACCAUCUACUGGACAGACAUGGGCUUCAAUAAAAUUAGCCGCGCUAAAAGAGAUCAGACUUGGAAAGAAGAUAUCAUUACCAAUGGCUUGGGAAGAGUGGAAGGGAUAGCUAUUGACUGGAUUGCUGGUAACAUAUAUUGGACAGAUCAUGGUUUCAACUUAAUUGAAGUUGCAAGACUCAAUGGUUCUUUCCGUUAUGUAAUUAUUUCCCAAGGCCUGGAUCAACCAAGAUCUAUAGCCGUGCACCCAGAGAAAGGCCUCUUGUUCUGGACUGAAUGGGGACAAAUGCCCUGUAUUGGAAAGGCUCGUUUGGAUGGCUCAGAGAAGGUUGUCCUUGUAAGCAUGGGAAUAGCAUGGCCAAAUGGCGUCUCCAUUGACUAUGAGGAAAAUAAAUUGUACUGGUGUGAUGCUCGCACAGACAAGAUAGAGAGAAUCGACCUUGAGACUGGAGGGCAUCGUGAGGUGGUGCUGUCAGGAAGCAAUGUGGAUAUGUUUUCAGUUGCAGUCUUUGGGGCUUACAUCUACUGGUCUGACAGAGCACAUGCAAACGGGUCCGUCAGAAGGGGCCACAAGAAUGAUGCCACAGAAACGAUAACCAUGAGAACUGGCCUUGGAGUCAACCUGAAGGAGGUUAAAAUAUUUAACCGAGUAAGAGAGAAAGGGACCAAUGUUUGUGCCAGGGACAAUGGUGGCUGUAAGCAACUCUGUCUUUAUCGAGGAAAUUCCCAGAGAACUUGUGCUUGUGCCCAUGGAUAUUUGGCAGAAGAUGGAGUUACUUGCCUGAGGCAUGAAGGCUAUUUGCUAUAUUCAGGAAGAACAAUAUUAAAAAGUAUACAUCUUUCUGAUGAAACCAAUUUAAAUUCCCCAAUAAGGCCAUAUGAGAAUCCACAUUAUUUCAAGAAUGUCAUAGCCUUGGCUUUUGACUAUAAUCAAAGAAGAAAAGGUACCAACCGAAUCUUUUACAGUGAUGCACACUUUGGAAAUAUACAGCUUAUUAAAGACAACUGGGAAGACAGACAAGUAAUUGUUGAAAAUGUGGGUUCUGUGGAAGGACUUGCCUAUCACAGAGCCUGGGAUACACUGUACUGGACAAGCUCCACCACCUCAUCCAUCACCAGACACACUGUGGACCAGACUCGACCUGGAGCGUUUGACAAGGAAGCUGUCAUCACCAUGUCAGAGGAUGACCACCCACAUGUGCUAGCCUUGGAUGAAUGUCAAAAUUUAAUGUUUUGGACCAACUGGAAUGAACAACAUCCAAGUAUCAUGAGAUCUACUCUGACUGGGAAGAAUGCUCAAGUGGUGGUCAGUACAGAUAUACUCACUCCAAAUGGACUCACUAUCGACUACCGUGCAGAGAAAUUGUAUUUCUCAGAUGGCAGUCUAGGAAAAAUUGAAAGGUGUGAAUACGAUGGAUCCCAGAGACAUGUGAUAGUUAAGUCUGGGCCAGGGACUUUCCUCAGCUUGGCUGUUUAUGACAAUUAUAUAUUCUGGUCAGACUGGGGAAGAAGAGCUAUCCUGCGAUCCAACAAGUACACAGGAGGAGAUACAAAAAUUCUUCGUUCCGAUAUUCCACAUCAGCCAAUGGGAAUCAUAGCUGUUGCCAAUGACACCAAUAGCUGUGAACUUUCUCCAUGUGCAUUAUUGAAUGGAGGCUGCCAUGACUUGUGCCUUUUAACUCCCAAUGGGAGAGUGAAUUGUUCCUGCAGAGGGGACCGAAUAUUGCUAGAAGACAACAGAUGUGUGACUAAAAAUUCCUCCUGCAACAUUUAUUCGGAGUUUGAAUGUGGAAAUGGUGAGUGCAUUGACUACCAGCUCACCUGUGAUGGCAUUCCUCACUGUAAGGAUAAAUCAGAUGAAAAACUGCUCUACUGUGAAAACAGAAGCUGUCGAAGAGGCUUCAAACCUUGCUAUAAUCGCCGCUGCAUUCCUCAUGGCAAGUUAUGUGAUGGAGAAAAUGACUGUGGAGACAACUCUGAUGAAUUAGAUUGUAAAGUUUCAACCUGUGCUACGGUUGAGUUCCGCUGUGCAGAUGGGACUUGUAUUCCAAGAUCAGCACGAUGCAACCAGAACAUAGAUUGUGCAGAUGCUUCAGAUGAAAAGAACUGCAAUAACACAGACUGUACACAUUUCUAUAAACUUGGAGUGAAAACCACAGGGUUCAUAAGAUGUAAUUCUACCUCACUGUGUGUUCUGCCAACCUGGAUAUGCGAUGGGUCUAAUGACUGUGGAGACUAUUCAGAUGAAUUAAAGUGCCCAGUUCAAAACAAACACAAAUGUGAAGAAAAUUAUUUUAGUUGUCCUAGUGGAAGAUGCAUUUUGACUACCUGGAUAUGUGAUGGUCAGCAAGAUUGUGAGGAUGGACUUGAUGAAUUCCACUGUGAUUCUUCUUGCUCUUGGAACCAAUUUGCUUGUUCUGCACAAAAAUGUAUUUCUAAGCAUUGGAUUUGUGAUGGAGAGGAUGAUUGUGGGGAUGGAUUAGAUGAAAGUGAUAGCAUUUGUGGUGCUGUAACCUGUGCUGCUGACAUGUUCAGCUGCCAGGGCUCUCAUGCCUGCGUGCCCCGACAUUGGCUUUGUGAUGGUGAAAGGGACUGUCCAAACGGAAGCGAUGAGCUUUCCACAGCAGGCUGCGCUCCCAAUAAUACAUGUGAUGAAAAUGCUUUCAUGUGCCAUAACAAAGUAUGCAUUCCCAAGCAAUUUGUUUGUGACCAUGAUGACGACUGUGGAGAUGGCUCUGAUGAGUCACCACAGUGUGGAUACCGACAGUGUGGUACAGAAGAAUUUAGUUGUGCUGAUGGGCGGUGUCUUCUAAAUACUCAAUGGCAGUGUGAUGGAGACUUUGACUGUCCUGACCAUUCUGAUGAAGCACCUUUAAAUCCAAAGUGUAAAAGUGCAGAACAGUCAUGCAACAGUUCAUUUUUUAUGUGCAAAAAUGGCAGGUGCAUUCCCAGUGGAGGUCUUUGCAACAAUAAGGAUGACUGUGGCGAUGGUUCAGAUGAGCGAAACUGCCAUAUAAAUGAAUGUUUGAGUAAGAAAGUCAGUGGAUGUUCUCAAGACUGUCAAGACCUUCCAGUCAGUUAUAAGUGCAAAUGCUGGCCUGGAUUCCAACUGAAGGAUGAUGGCAAAACAUGUGUAGACAUUGAUGAAUGCUCUUCAGGCUUUCCCUGUAGCCAGCAAUGCAUCAAUACAUAUGGGACUUACAAGUGCCUCUGUACAGAUGGGUAUGAAAUACAACCUGAUAACCCCAAUGGCUGCAAAUCACUCUCAGAUGAAGAACCUUUUCUAAUUCUUGCUGAUCAUCAUGAGAUAAGGAAAAUUAGCACUGAUGGCUCCAACUACACACUUUUAAAACAGGGAUUAAACAAUGUUAUUGCUAUAGACUUUGAUUACAGAGAAGAAUUCAUCUAUUGGAUUGAUUCUAGCCGACCCAAUGGCAGUCGCAUAAAUAGAAUGUGUUUAAAUGGAAGUGACAUUAAGGUAGUUCAUAACACAGCGGUCCCCAAUGCACUUGCUGUCGAUUGGAUUGGAAAAAACCUCUAUUGGUCUGACACAGAAAAAAGGAUCAUUGAAGUAUCCAAACUCAAUGGCUUGUACCCUACUAUACUCGUUAGCAAAAAGCUGAAGUUUCCCAGGGACUUGUCUUUAGAUCCUCGAGCUGGGUAUUUGUAUUGGAUUGACUGCUGCGAGUAUCCUCAUAUUGGUCGUGUUGGAAUGGAUGGAACCAAUCAGAGUGUUGUCAUAGAAACCAAGAUUUCUAGACCUAUGGCACUAACAAUAGAUUAUGUUAAUCAUAGACUCUACUGGGCUGAUGAAAAUCACAUUGAAUUUAGCAACAUGGAUGGAUCUCAUAGACACAAAGUCCCUAAUCAAGAUAUUCCAGGGGUGAUUGCACUAACAUUGUUUGAAGACUACAUCUACUGGACUGAUGGGAAAACCAAGUCACUCAGCCGUGCCCAUAAAACAUCGGGAGCAGACAGACUCUCACUGAUUAACUCAUGGCAUGCCAUCACAGAUAUCCAGGUGUAUCAUUCUUAUAGACAACCUGAUGUCUCCAAACAUCUCUGCAUGAUAAAUAAUGGUGGUUGCAGUCAUCUGUGCCUUUUAGCCCCUGGAAAAGCCCAUACUUGUGCAUGUCCCACCAACUUCUAUCUGGCAGCUGAUAAUAGGACUUGCUUAUCCAACUGCACAGCCAGCCAGUUUCGUUGCAAAACUGACAAAUGUAUUCCAUUCUGGUGGAAAUGUGACACUGUGGAUGACUGUGGUGAUGGAUCUGAUGAACCUGAUGACUGUCCUGAAUUUAAAUGUCAGCCAGGCCGAUUUCAGUGUGGGACUGGACUCUGUGCUCUACCAGCUUUCAUCUGUGAUGGAGAGAAUGAUUGUGGAGACAAUUCUGAUGAACUCAACUGUGACACACAUGUCUGCCUGUCAGGUCAAUUCAAGUGUACCAAGAACCAGAAAUGUAUCCCAGUAAACUUAAGAUGUAAUGGGCAAGAUGACUGUGGUGAUGAGGAAGAUGAAAGAGACUGUCCUGAAAACAGCUGUUCUCCAGACUAUUUCCAGUGUAAGACUACGAAACACUGCAUUUCCAAGCUGUGGGUUUGUGAUGAGGAUCCAGACUGUGCAGAUGCAUCAGACGAGGCCAACUGCGAUAAAAAGACUUGUGGACCUCAUGAAUUCCAGUGUAAAAACAACAACUGUAUUCCAGAUCACUGGCGGUGUGAUAGCCAAAAUGACUGCAGUGAUAACUCAGAUGAAGAAAACUGUAAGCCACAGACAUGUACAUUGAAAGAUUUCCUCUGUGCCAAUGGGGACUGUGUUUCUUCAAGGUUUUGGUGUGAUGGAGAUUUUGACUGUGCAGAUGGCUCUGAUGAGAGAAAUUGUGAAAUAAGUUGUUCCAAAGAUCAGUUCCAAUGUUCCAAUGGUCAGUGUAUACCAGCAAAAUGGAAAUGUGAUGGCCAUGAAGACUGUAAAUAUGGGGAAGAUGAGAAAAGCUGUGAGCUAGCUUCUCCUACUUGCUCAUCAAGUGAAUAUAUAUGUGCCAGUGGUGGAUGUAUUUCAGCAUCUUUGAAAUGUAAUGGAGAAUAUGAUUGUGCUGAUGGUUCAGAUGAGAUGGACUGUGUGACUGAAUGUAAGGAAGAUCAGUUUCGGUGCAAAAAUAAAGCCCACUGUAUUCCAAUUAGAUGGCUGUGUGAUGGAAUUCAUGACUGUGUGGAUGGCAGUGAUGAAGAGAACUGUGACAGAGGAGGAAAUAUAUGCAAAGCUGAUGAGUUCCUUUGUAAUAAUUCUCUCUGCAAAUUACAUUUCUGGGUGUGUGAUGGAGAGGACGACUGUGGAGACAACUCUGAUGAAGCCCCUGAUAUGUGUGUCAAAUUUCUUUGUCCAUCCACAAGACCUCACAGAUGCAGAAAUAACAGAAUAUGCCUACAGUCUGAGCAAAUGUGCAAUGGGAUUGAUGACUGCGGGGACAACUCAGAUGAAGAUCACUGUAGUGGUAAGCUGACAUAUAAAGCAAGGCCUUGUAAAAAGGAUGAGUUUGCUUGUAGUAAUAAAAAAUGCAUCCCUAUGGAUCUCCAGUGUGAUCGACUUGAUGACUGUGGAGAUGGUUCGGAUGAGCAAGGAUGCAGAAUAGGUCCUACUGAAUAUACCUGUGAAGAUAAUGUGAAUCCAUGUGGAGACGAUGCAUAUUGUAAUCAAAUAAAAACAUCUGUUUUCUGUCGCUGUAAGCCUGGAUUUCAGAGAAACAUGAAAAACAGACAAUGCGAAGACCUCAAUGAAUGUUUGGUGUUUGGCACAUGUUCCCAUCAAUGUAUAAAUGUGGAAGGAUCAUAUAAAUGUGUGUGUGACCAGAAUUUUCAAGAAAGAAAUAACACCUGCAUAGCAAAAGGCUCUGAAGAUCAAGUUCUCUACAUUGCUAAUGACACUGAUAUCCUGGGUUUUAUAUAUCCAUUCAACUACAGUGGCGAUCAUCAACAAAUUUCUCAUAUUGAACAUAAUUCAAGAAUAACAGGGAUGGAUGUAUAUUAUCAGAGAGAUAUGAUUAUUUGGAGUACUCAGUUUAAUCCAGGCGGAAUUUUCUACAAAAGGAUCCAUGGCAGAGAAAAAAGACAAGCAAACAGUGGCUUGAUUGUAAACGUGUGCCACCACUAUUGUGUGAAUUCUGAAUCAUGUACCAUUGGGGAUGAUGGAAGUGUUGAAUGUGUCUGUCCAACACGCUAUGAAGGACCAAAAUGUGAGGUUGACAAGUGUGUAAGGUGCCAUGGGGGGCACUGCAUUAUAAAUAAAGACAGUGAAGAUAUACUUUGCAACUGCACUAAUGGAAAGAUUGCCUCUAGCUGUCAGUUAUGUGAUGGCUACUGUUACAAUGGUGGCACAUGCCAGCUGGACCCGGAGACAAAUGUACCUGUGUGUCUAUGCUCUACCAACUGGUCAGGCACACAGUGUGAAAGGCCAGCCCCAAAGAGCAGCAAGUCUGAUCACAUCAGCACAAGAAGCAUUGCCAUCAUUGUGCCUCUCGUCCUCUUGGUGACUUUGAUAACCACCUUAGUAAUUGGUUUAGUGCUUUGUAAAAGAAAAAGAAGGACAAAAACAAUUAGAAGACAACCUAUUAUCAAUGGAGGAAUAAAUGUAGAAAUUGGCAAUCCAUCUUAUAACAUGUAUGAGGUAGAUCAUGAUCACAACGAUGGAGGUCUUUUAGAUCCUGGCUUUAUGAUAGACCCAACAAAGGCCAGAUACAUAGGGGGAGGACCCAGUGCUUUCAAGCUUUCACACACAGCGCCGCCCAUCUACCUAAACUCUGAUUUGAAAGGACCACUAACUGCUGGGCCAACAAAUUACUCCAAUCCGGUAUAUGCAAAAUUAUAUAUGGAUGGGCAAAACUGUCGAAACUCCUUAGGAAGUGUUGAUGAAAGGAAAGAACUGCUUCCAAAGAAAAUAGAAAUUGGUAUAAGAGAGACAGUGGCAUAA